Molecule: messenger RNA, 1242 nt
Organism: Fusarium oxysporum Fo47
Lineage: Eukaryota; Fungi; Ascomycota; Sordariomycetes; Hypocreales; Nectriaceae
Exons: 2
Coding region: 1-1242 (413 amino acids)
Source: RefSeq, a predicted model, not a curated record
AUGUAUCAGCCAUCUAUCGGCCGACCACCAGCGGCUUUUCGCAAAGAUGCACGCUCCAAAAAGGCCAAAGCCACCAUCAACAAGGUCAUCCCCAGCCUCCUCCCUGGGUAUCCCGGUGCUCAGAAAGGAAUCAAUUCAGCAGAGCUCAUACCUUUUAUGAACACUACAGUCUUGCCUGAAGCAUAUGGGAAGCUCUUGAAGAAACAUGAGGACAAGGGUGAUGCAGCAACGAAGGGCAAAGCUACAGACGGCGCUGAGGAUCCCCAUGAGAGCUUGGAAAAGCUUAAAACACCAAGAAUCUCAAUCAGGGAAGUCGACACGCUUACUGCUGCAAGAGAUCUUCUUAAUAUUGAGACACCGGCGGGCAUCAAAACAGAUCUAGGUAAUACUAGAGCUCAUGUGACAAUCUUGAACAUGGGUUCGCCUCUGAAUCCUGGAGGUGGAUUUCUCAAUGGUGCGAAUAGCCAAGAGGAGUCAUUGUGUAUGCGCACUACGCUAUAUCCCUCUCUCAAGGACGAGUGGUACCGACUCCCCGAACUUUCUUCGAUUUGGACUCCGAUGGUGUUGGUCUUCAGAGAUGAAGACGGGAAUGAUCUGGACAAGAAGGAUCGAUUCUAUGUCGACUGCAUCACAGCUGCAAUGAUCCGCGGCCCGGAAUUCGAGCUUGACGAGGACGGAGUAGCAUCAUACGCCAACAAGAAGGAUCGCGAUACGGCGCAAGCCAAGAUGAGGGCCGUUAUGCGAAUCGCUAUGGUCAAAAAGUCCAAACGACUUGUACUUGGAGCUUGGGGCUGCGGCGCGCAUGGAAACCCCGUCGGUGAAAUAGCAAGGAUCUGGAAAUCUGUUCUAACUCCAAGAUACGAUAAGUCAAGACCGCUAAAGGAGAGAUGGGAAUACAUUGAUGAGAUUGUGUUUGCGAUCAAGGAUCACAAUAUGGCCCAGGCUUUUGCGGAAGCUUGGGGUGACGGUCUUGAACGGCAGGACGAAGAGAAGAAUGAGAUUAAAGAGGAGGAUGAGGAAGAUGCUGAGGUUGUUGAUCUGGCUGAAUCCAAAACGCAAGAGUUGAAAGAUAAGAUCAGGGAGCUGGAGCAGAGGAUCCAGAAGGUGAAUAACCCGAAGGUGUCGGAUGGCUUGAAGACUAUUCUUGAGGGACUGAAGAAACAGCUCCCGGAAGAGGAUGAAGUUUCGACUCAGGACAGUGAGUGGGAGCAUGUCAAAGCUGAAGGCACCGGAUCUAGCUGA